Messenger RNA from Dufourea novaeangliae, 1773 nucleotides. Its product is annotated as piggyBac transposable element-derived protein 4-like. Lineage: Eukaryota; Metazoa; Arthropoda; Insecta; Hymenoptera; Halictidae. The coding region runs from base 1 to 1773 and encodes 590 amino acids. The transcript has a single exon. The record is from RefSeq and is a predicted model, not a curated record.
AUGGAGGAAGAUCGCACCAGCUCGAGUUCGGACGAAUUUGAUUUUGGCGCUUUAGACAAUGAGAUUACAUUGAUUUCCGACUCAUUACGCCGCGAAACGAACGAAUCCAGUGGAGAAGACGGUGAUGUUGUAAGAGGUGUGAGGCGACGAAAAAUAAGAAUUAUAGAGAGCGACAGUGAAGCUGAGAGUGAUAUUGAAAGUGACGCUGUGGAAGGUGCAAGUAAUUCAACAUGGGUACUUUGCGAAGACUACAACGAAGUGCCGCCAAACGUACCAUUUAUACCUGGUCAAAACAUCACAGCAACACGGAUAGCUUCUAACACACAACAACCAAUAGAUUUUUUUAAACUGUUUUUCACCAAUGACCUUGUGAAAGAAAUUAUUCAGGAAACCAAUUUAUAUGCAAAGAGAAGACUGGAAGGAAAGACACUAUCUGCAAAUUCAAUUUGGCGAAGCUGGCGGGAUGUGACCCUCGAAGAGUUCUGGGCAUUUCUUGCUGUCAUCAUCAACAUGGGGACAAUGCCGUUGGCCAAUUUGCAAGAAUAUUGGUCGAAGAAUGCCGUUAGUUAUAUUCCUUUUUAUGCGGAUACAUUCACCAGAGAUAGAUUCAGCCAAAUCUUCUGGAUGCUUCAUCUAAAAUCCAUCCCAACAAGCAACACCAAUCCACGAACGCGCCUACAACGCGUAAAUUGUUUUCUGGAAUAUGUCAGCUCUAAGUUUUUGGACUAUUUCAUCCCGGGCGAACACAUAUGUGUGGACGAAUCAACGGUAAAAUUCAAGGGUCGAAUUUCAUUCAUAACAUAUAAUCCGAAAAAGCCGACAAAAUGGGGUAUCAGAGUUUAUGCUCUAGCUGACUCAAAAACUGGCUACAUUUGUUGCAUUUUGCCGUAUUAUGGAUCACUCACCACAGAGCUCUUGGUCAGACCCGAUUUACCAGUAUCAACACGAAUCCCGCUUCACUUAUACCAAAUGUCGUUGGAGAAAAUUCCAGGUGCUCAGGGGCACCAUAUGUACACAGACCGCUACUACACUAGUUAUAUCUUAGCUCAAGAAUUAUCCAAACUGAAUUGCCAUCUUACCGGAACAAUUUUGACAAACAGGAAAGAAUUGCCCAAAGAAAUAAAAAAGCCUAAUUUUUCGAAAAAACUCACGGUCGCGUAUCGACGAGGCAAGACGUUAGUUUUAGGGUGGAAAGACAAGAGGGUUGUCACCUGUUUAACUACGAGGGGUGACACAGGGAUGACGACGUUCAGAAGAAUUACUCGAGGUGGUGUCGAUAUCAUGGUCAAGAAACCCAAUGUGGUACUGAAUUAUAUAAAAUAUAUGGGUGGUGUUGAUCUGGCGGACCAAUAUGCGUCAACAUGUUGCUUUUUGCGAAAAUCGCUCAAAUGGUGGCAUAAGCUUUUUUUUGGGGGCAUGGAAAUUUCCCUCAUCAAUUCGUACAUUUUGUACAAACAAGAAAAGAUCAAGAAAGGGGAAAAGCCGCUGAGCCAUCGGCGGUAUGUCAAAACACUCGUGGAACAAUUGAGAGGACCGUAUCGCCAGCAACGACAGCAAGCAUCUACGUCACAUUCGGAUGAAAUCCGACUUAACGGGAAGCUCCACAUAAUGCUAAAAGGGCCAAAAAGGGACUGCAAAGUUUGUUCUGACCGUAGCACGCCUGGAGGUAGGCGAGGAGUCACGUAUUACUGCGAUACGUGUCCUGAGAAACCUAGGAUGCACCUAGGACACUGUUUUAUAAAAUAUCACACCAAAACUAAUUACAGAGUGUAA